AUUGAUAGCAUUUUUCCUUCUUUUCGCUGUUGAGCGCGUGGCAAACGUUGAACGUGUCGGUUUCCCCCUCGGUGUGUGACGAGUGAUUAAAUUCUGUUCUUUCCACCUUUUGAUUAUCCAUAAAAAAGAAAAACCUCAGCAAUCAUGAAAAUCUACAAGGAUAUCAUUACCGGCGAUGAAAUGUUUGCCGAUACCUACAAAAUGAAAUUGGUGGAUGAAGUUGUAUACGAGGUUUACGGUAAAGUAGUCUCUCGUUCCGAGGGUGAAAUCAAAAUUGAAGGCUUCAAUCCAUCUGCCGAAGAAGCCGACGAGGGUACCGACACCAACGUCGAAACAGGUGUCGAUGUUGUCCUAAAUCACCGUUUGCAAGAGUGCUUUGCCUUUGGAGACAAAAAAGGUUUCACCUUGUACUUGAAGGACUACAUGAAGAAGGUGUUGGCCAAAUUGGAGGAGAACAGCCCCGACCAAAUCGAAGUCUUCAAGACCAACAUGAACAAAGUCAUGAAAGACAUUUUGAGUCGCUUCAAGGACUUGCAGUUCUUCACAGGUGAAUCCAUGGACUGUGAAGGUAUGGUGGCCAUGUGUGAAUACCGCGACAUCGAUGGACAAAGCGUGCCUGUGCUCAUGUUCUUCAAACACGGCUUGGAAGAAGAGAAGUGCUAAAGUAUACCGCGCCACCCUCCUCACCAACCUAUCACAUCUCUUUAUUUUUUAUACAGUCGCUAAAUUAUAGUUUCAAUUUUUUUAACUUAAUUUUUAAGAACGCCAACCCGACGACCAUGUUUUUUUGUGGACACAACAUUUCUUUGUUUGCUAGCGUCAUUAUUUUUUAUUUAAGUACGUUCCCAUUAUCCAUUUUCUUUUCGAGAUUGUUUAGAGAAGAACAGUAAGACUCAAUUUACAUGUAAAACAAAAAGUAUAUAUAUAUUUAAUAUAAAAAGUAACAAAAAAUUAAAACACUAUAAUAAAAUUAUUAUGUAUUUAAAAAAGGAAGAUAAUUACUACACUUUUAUAUAUAUAUAUAUUAAUGUGGAAAAAAUAAUGGCGCAUUUGCAGCAGUGGUUAAUGUGUGGCAAACUACUACUAAGAGCAGCUUUAAGCACUGAAACGGAAUUUUAUUUUUUUGGUUUUUAAUUUGUGUAAAUUUGAGUUUGACCGACAAGCCAAGCAAACAAAAAUGCCUAAUUGUAAUGCAAAAACAACAUAUGGAAAAGAAGAACAUCGCAUUUGCUAUAAUAAAAGAAGAAAAUCAUUCAAAUAUAAAA
This is a messenger RNA of Stomoxys calcitrans (stable fly), 1265 nucleotides long. RefSeq names its product translationally-controlled tumor protein homolog (gene Tctp). The transcript has a single exon. Bases 145 to 663 code for a protein of 172 amino acids. Gene Ontology annotation, cellular component: cytoplasm. NCBI's taxonomy places the organism in Eukaryota, Metazoa, Arthropoda, Insecta, Diptera, Muscidae. Gene Ontology annotation, molecular function: calcium ion binding. The record is from RefSeq and is a predicted model, not a curated record.